This is a messenger RNA of Rangifer tarandus platyrhynchus (Svalbard reindeer), 834 nucleotides long. The record is from the annotation of a GenBank genome assembly. Lineage: Eukaryota; Metazoa; Chordata; Mammalia; Artiodactyla; Cervidae.
AUGGCAGAGAUGUAUGAACCCAAGGAGCCAGAUGACUCUGAGGAGGAGACAUUUGGGGGCCAGAGACUGGCUGAGAGGCACCCUAGACUACUGCACAGUUUGAGGAGGUUGCCAGAGUGUGUGACCUGGGCUCCUCUGCUUCUCCUGUUGCUCCUUUUCAUCUCCUUGGGUUUCUUCACGCUCCAGCUGACCACUCUGGUUCAAGUUUCCAGGAUCCGGUGUCUGCAGAGAGAUUCGGGAGACCGUGAAAACAACAGCCUGGAUAAGUGGCUGGACACCAGGUUCCGGAGUCUGACUGAGGUUGCACAGAAGCAGAUGCAAUCAAACCUGGAGGAGAUCCUACAGCGCCUGACCAGGAUGAAUGCCACCCUGGCUGGCCUGUGCCAUCCUUGUCCUCAGAAUUGGGAGUUCUUCGACGGAAGCUGCUACUUCUUCUCCUGGACCCAGAGUGACUGGAGAUCUGCCGUCUCUGCCUGUCUGCUUAUUGGGGCCCACCUAGUUAUCAUCGAGAGUACUGAGGAGGAGAAAUUCCUGAACUUUUGGUAUGCCAGAAAUAAUAAACCCACCUGGAUCGGCCUCAGCGACCACCACAAUGAGGGGUCCUGGCGGUGGGUGGAUGACAGUCCUGUCCAACUCAGCUUCUGGAAAAAAGGGGAGCCCAACAACCACGGAGAUGAGGACUGUGUGGAACUGCACAACGAUGGCUGGAAUGAUGGCAGAUGUGUUACAGAAAACCCCUGGAUCUGUGAGAAGCCCUCGGCUCCCUGCACAGACCUCGGAGAGUUGCUGCCUCCACUAUCCCGUCCCGCCCCGCCACCCCCCGCCCCCCAUUAG